Messenger RNA from Eutrema salsugineum, 1210 nucleotides. Its product is annotated as ATP-dependent Clp protease proteolytic subunit 3, chloroplastic. Gene Ontology annotation, molecular function: ATPase binding; serine-type endopeptidase activity; ATP-dependent peptidase activity. The coding region runs from base 128 to 1063 and encodes 311 amino acids. Gene Ontology annotation, biological process: protein quality control for misfolded or incompletely synthesized proteins. Gene Ontology annotation, cellular component: endopeptidase Clp complex. The record is from RefSeq and is a predicted model, not a curated record. Lineage: Eukaryota; Viridiplantae; Streptophyta; Magnoliopsida; Brassicales; Brassicaceae. The transcript is spliced from 5 exons.
CGUAGUUGAUACGGCAGCGUUUUAGUUCUAAAGGAAACAACCUCCAGUAACAGCCCCAUCAUUUUGCUUCAUCCUAUUUCUUGGAGAGAAGACUCAAAAAAAAAAAAAGCUUCAGAAACCAAGAACAAUGGAGAUGAGUUUGAAUCUCGCGUCGUCUUCAACCUCAAACCCUGUUUUCCUUUUCAAUCCGAUUCUCUCAGGAAAAAAACUCAAUUUCCCAAACCGUCACCAGAGAAUCCCUAAAAGAGCGAAACCCAUUUGCGUUAGGUCUUCGAUUAACUUGUCUGGACCCAGACAAACCUUAUCUAGUAACUGGGAUGUGUCUAGCUUCUCCGUUGAUUCCCUUGCUCAAUCGCCUUCUCGUCUCCCCAGCUUCGAGGAACUCGACACCACAAACAUGCUGCUCCGUCAGAGAAUCGUCUUUCUGGGCUCUCAGGUCGAUGAUAUGACAGCAGAUUUGGUCAUAAGCCAGCUCUUGUUACUAGAUGCUGAGGACUCAGAGAGAGACAUCACACUCUUUAUCAAUUCACCUGGUGGUUCUAUUACUGCUGGGAUGGGAAUAUAUGAUGCAAUGAAACAAUGCAAGGCGGAUGUAUCAACUGUUUGUUUAGGUCUAGCUGCAUCAAUGGGUGCGUUUCUUCUUGCUUCUGGUUCAAAAGGGAAACGUUAUUGCAUGCCUAACUCUAAAGUCAUGAUCCAUCAGCCACUUGGUACUGCUGGAGGCAAAGCAACGGAAAUGGGUAUACGCAUAAGAGAAAUGAUGUACCACAAGAUUAAACUAAACAAGAUCUUUUCAAGAAUCACCGGGAAGCCUGAAUCACAGAUCGAAGGUGACACAGACCGUGAUAAUUUCUUGAAUCCAUGGGAAGCGAAAGAGUAUGGUUUGGUAGACGCUGUAAUCGAUGAUGGCAAACCGGGUUUAGUCGCACCGAUUGGUGAUGGUACUCCUCCACCUAAAACCAAAGUUUGGGAUCUUUGGAAAGUUGAAGGAACCAAGAAGGAUAACAAGAACUUACCAAACGAGCUCUCCAUGAUACAGAAUGGUUCAGUCUCUAGCGAAUAGAGCUGUUUGUUGCAGCGUUUACUGUCAUGAUUCUUUAUGCUAAAUGUGGUUUGCAACUAUAAUAUGAGGUUUCUUGUGUUAUGUACCAUUUCUCAGAUAGAUUUUGGGAGUCAUUUUAAAGCAAAAGAUAUAGUUUUGUUUGUUGAA